Grammomys surdaster is the source of this 1782-nucleotide messenger RNA. RefSeq names its product tropomodulin 4 (gene Tmod4). Lineage: Eukaryota; Metazoa; Chordata; Mammalia; Rodentia; Muridae. The transcript has 10 exons. Gene Ontology annotation, cellular component: striated muscle thin filament; myofibril. Gene Ontology annotation, molecular function: tropomyosin binding. The record is from RefSeq and is a predicted model, not a curated record. Gene Ontology annotation, biological process: myofibril assembly; muscle contraction; pointed-end actin filament capping. The coding region runs from base 649 to 1686 and encodes 345 amino acids.
CUAGGGGAAGUGAGCUGGUAUGUCUCUCUCUGCUGUGUCCCGCUGUGUAUGUUUCUGUCUUGACUCUGUAGCUUUGUUGUCAGUGUCUCACACUCAAGAGCACCUUCCAUGUUAAGCAUGGUGUGUAUUUAGAGCUCAGAGUGUGUUUUUCACACUGAAAGGUUGUACAAGUUUCAACACCCCACCUCCUCAUUUAGAAGACAUUUUUUUUUUUUUACCCAGGGUUCCAGUGUCACCUUUCUGGUGACAGAUUAUGGGAACCAAAUGCCUUCUGAGGCCACACUGCCCUUCCCCCAAUCUGGAAGUGCCCCAGCUUCUAAGCCUUAACUUUCCCUUCCGAUUUAGACUUUUAGCAAACACAGAAAGUGAGAUGUUGGUCCUUUACAAUGAAGGAGGAAGUGAGGGUGUCAUAAGAGGCGACCACUCUAUUGCAGCCAAGCCUCCUUGCUUACCAGUUUCCAACAGGCCUGGGUAAUGGGAAGAGAGGAGGAAUUUUCCUGAAGCUCUCUGCCACCCCCACCCCCCUACCUUUCAAUAGGAACUGGGCAUGGAGCCAGCUGUGCUGGCAGGGCCUCCAGCAGCUGUGUCAGGGCAAGAGACGGUGCCGGGCUGUGAGUGUCACACCGUGGGGAGGGGGUAGGGGCCACCAUGUCAUCCUAUCAGAAGGAACUGGAGAAAUACAGAGACAUAGAUGAAGAUGAGAUCCUAAGGACUUUGAGCCCUGAGGAGCUAGAACAGCUGGACUGUGAGCUACAAGAAAUGGAUCCUGAGAACAUGCUCCUGCCAGCUGGACUGAGGCAACGCGACCAGACAAAGAAGAGUCCGACAGGGCCACUAGACAGAGAUGCCCUAUUGCAGUACCUGGAGCAACAGGCGCUAGAAGUCAAAGAGCGUGACGACUUGGUGCCCUACACUGGCGAGAAGAAGGGAAAACCCUUUAUUCAGCCUAAGAGAGAAAUCCCAGCACAGGAGCAGAUUACGCUGGAGCCUGAGCUGGAGGAAGCACUGUCCCAUGCUACAGAUGCUGAAAUGUGUGACAUUGCAGCGAUCCUGGGCAUGUACACACUGAUGAGCAACAAGCAAUACUAUGACGCCAUCUGCAGUGGAGAGAUCUGCAACACCGAAGGCAUUAGCAGUGUAGUACAACCUGACAAGUAUAAGCCAGUACCAGAUGAACCCCCAAACCCCACAAACAUUGAGGAGAUGCUAAAGAGGGUACGAAGCAAUGACAAAGAGCUGGAGGAGGUGAACCUCAAUAAUAUCCAGGACAUCCCAAUACCUGUGCUAAGUGACUUGUGUGAAGCAAUGAAGACUAACACCUAUGUCCGGAGCUUCAGUCUGGUGGCCACAAAGAGUGGUGACCCCAUCGCCAAUGCGGUGGCUGACAUGUUGCGCGAGAACCGCAGUCUCCAGAGCCUGAACAUCGAAUCCAACUUCAUCAGCAGCACAGGGCUCAUGGCUGUGCUAAAGGCAGUUCGGGAAAACGCUACUCUCACUGAGCUCCGUGUAGAUAACCAGCGCCAGUGGCCCGGUGAUGCAGUAGAGAUGGAGAUGGCCACCGUGCUCGAGCAGUGUCCGUCUAUUGUCCGCUUUGGGUACCACUUUACACAACAAGGACCACGAGCACGGGCAGCCCACGCCAUGACCCGGAAUAAUGAGCUGCGUCGUCAGCAAAAGAAGAGAUAACAUCACCCUUCCUUUUACCAACAAGAGAUGAGAGCCUGGGACACAUAGAUCCUCAUCUCUCUCCUUUCCUGUAAAUAAAAUCCCUUUUGUUCACGC